UAACAUAAAUCUCACUUUUCUUUCUUGCACAAAAUCAGAAUCGUUUAAGAAAAACGACAGAGACAAUCAUAAGGUUUGUGGAUUUUAUGUGAUUGGUGACCAAUAUUUGUUUUUCCAUUUAUCCUCAUCAAUGUUUCGUGCUCGGAUCUAAUUUUUGAAGAUGAUAAAAAUAAAUUGCGCAGGCUCAUCAGGCUUGUACGUACCUAAGCAUUUUGCAGUUGUGUGUGUUGCAAGGAACAUGGUGGACUGUGGUGUCGAUGCCUACCAACUUCCUGUUGUUCCUAGGGCAUGUAGAUCACCCAGAGGACGCAGGCAAAGACUGAUGAAAAAACAAAGAUCUGAUUUCGAGGUUUUAGCCCAAGCUGAAAAGCUCUUAGGCGAGCGCAAGCACCGAGUUGCUAUCGGCUCGUUGUCCCAUAAAACAAAGGAGACGAAGAACGAUUUCAUCAUCAAUAACUUCUUGGAGACAAUGGAAGUACUUGAGGUUAAGCCUCAACCUGGUCUGGAGAAACCUUCUCAGGUGUUAUUGUCUAAGGACUGGCUAGCUCUUGGUCCUUCCGCGUCUAGCUCUCCAAUCUCACAAGAAGAAAACUUUGAUUCACAUUCCAAGAUCGAUGGUAAAAGAAAGAUGUGUCACUUGAAAGAGGGAGGUUCGUGUAGUAGCCAGGAAUCGCAAAAUAUGUAUCCUUUGAAAAAAAGAAAGUUGUUUUACCAAAAUCAUCCAUCUGAAUCACAUGAUGCUCCGUGUACCGUUAAGGUCGGUAUCAAAUCAUUGAAAAUCUCGGAGCUAUUGGUGGACAUUCCCGAAUCAGCCACGGUUGGCUCACUGAAACUAGCGGUAUUGGACGCAGUAACGCGGAUUCUUAAGGAUGGGUUAAACAUUGGAGUGCUUCUUCGAGUUCUUUGGGAUUCAUGCUAGAACCACAGAAAUCAGAAACAACAACAAUAACAACAUUAACCACUG
Molecule: messenger RNA, 964 nt
Organism: Arabidopsis arenosa
Lineage: Eukaryota; Viridiplantae; Streptophyta; Magnoliopsida; Brassicales; Brassicaceae
Source: the annotation of a GenBank genome assembly